Diuraphis noxia (Russian wheat aphid) is the source of this 573-nucleotide messenger RNA. Its product is annotated as salivary peroxidase/catechol oxidase. The record is from RefSeq and is a predicted model, not a curated record. NCBI's taxonomy places the organism in Eukaryota, Metazoa, Arthropoda, Insecta, Hemiptera, Aphididae. Gene Ontology annotation, biological process: response to oxidative stress. Gene Ontology annotation, molecular function: heme binding; peroxidase activity.
GAAAUUGUUUGUUAAAGUGAUUAAAUUUUUUCAAAAUUGUACAGCUAUAUGACCGAAAAUUACACUACGUAUGAGGUGGAAGAACCUUCCAAAUCAUUUUUAAGACCAGAUUCAUUGAUUGGUAACGUUGAUGGAUUAAUUAGAGGCUUAUCAGAAACUCCAGGACGCGAACCCCAACCAUCAUACAAUAACCUUAUUUCAAAUAUUCUUAUUGAAAGUCCAACAAUCAACACUACUGGAUUUGAUUUGUUAUCUUACGACGUACAACGUGGUCGUGAUGUUGGUCUCCCGCCCUACACUAAAAUAAGAAGUUUAUGUGGACUACCACAAGUAAAGUCAUUUGAUGAUUUAUCAGAUUAUAUACCAUUAAAAAAAAUUGACCAAUUAAAAGAUUUCUAUACAACGGUUGAUGAUAUUGAUUAUUACGUUGGGAUUUUAUUGGAAAAUAAAAUAACCGGAUCUAUGUUUGGCCCAACUGGAAGUUGUGUUAUUGCUGAUAGUUUUUACCGAUUUAGAAAUGGUGACCGUUUCUUUUACGACGUCAAAGAUCAACCUGGUAGCUUUACUUCAGGU